Aphanomyces astaci is the source of this 690-nucleotide messenger RNA. RefSeq lists its product as hypothetical. The record is from RefSeq and is a predicted model, not a curated record. The coding region runs from base 1 to 690 and encodes 229 amino acids. The transcript has a single exon. Gene Ontology annotation, molecular function: zinc ion binding; carbonate dehydratase activity. Lineage: Eukaryota; Oomycota; Saprolegniomycetes; Saprolegniales; Verrucalvaceae.
AUGAAGUUUCUCGCCUGUGUCGCAGCGAUCGUAGCCACCAUUGCGUCUGGCCAAACGCUCAACGGACAGUCCCCCAUCGACUUGCCCGUCAACAUUAAGGCACAGCCGAACAACGGCAAGUUUGCCGUCGACUUUAACAAAGCCCCUGCUGUGGUGCUACACGACGAUCACACGGUCAAGGUAACGUGGUCGGCUGGCCUCGACUCGCACUUGACCCUCAACGGGAACGUGUACAAAUCGGUGCAACUGCACCCCCACUCCCCCAGUGAACACACCCUUGGGGGGAAGCAGUACCCGUUCGAAGUGCACUUUGUACACGCCGACAAGAACAAGAACCUGGCCGUCGUUGGAAUCUUCUUUGACUUGGACCCACAGAACAAACCUAACAAGUUCCUCGAUCAAAUGUUCCGUGGAUUUAGCCAGCUCCACAAUCCCGGCGACAGCUACAACAUCACCAACUUGAACCCUGGCUCGUUGGAUGUCGACGAAAGCAACGUGUACCGGUACUCGGGGUCGCUCACUACGCCCCCGUACACGGAAGGCGUCGAGUGGAAUGUGUUGCAAGAGGUGCAGACCUUGUCCAAGGAGCAACUGACGGCGUGGUUCAAUGUGAUUCAUCACCCCAACGCCCGCCCCGUGCAGGCACUGAAUGGUCGUUCGGUCACGUUGAUUCAAGCGGCCGAUGACUAA